AUGUACGAUAAUUGCACAAUCUACCUUACAAUACAUUCAUUACAUCAUAUCAUUUAUUAUUUUACCGCGCUACACCUCCUAUUACGCCCUAGCUUGCCCAUCCUGCAGUACCAUCCUUAUUUAUUACGCCCCAUUCCUGCCGCCCCUUUUACCUCCAAAACAUCCUCAAAACAAAUAAAAGCAGAAAAUUUUCUGAUCCCCAUGGCAUCAACGAAGAGUACCGACCCGAAACAGAAAGCUGACGAGAGAGAGCAAUCGCAGCGUCCGCGCAGACGUGCCAACCCAAAGAACCUUGAAUCAUCUGCCCUGUACAAAUCAAGUGUAAAAAGGCUGGUACGCGAGCGUUUGAAGGACAACUACACGAUAUCCUCGGCAGCCGUGACCAUUUUGUCAUCAAUAGCAUUCGAUUUCUUCAGUAUGAUCGGUACCACAGCAGGUGACCUGUCGAAGAGUGUUAGCAAGCUAACCGUGGGUGCUACUGAGGUUAAGAGUGCGAUACGGUUGGAGUUGGGUGGACGGGAACUGUCCAAUAAUAUUAUUGUGGAUAUGGAGGCUGCUAUGAAGAAGUACGGUGGGAAGAGUGCGGAUAAGUAAGUAGAUGAGAAGUAUUAAAGAUGUUAGUAAGAAGGGUAUGUUGGAGCACCUGGUUUGGUGGUGCUUAUCGGUUCAUUCUACGGAUGGGUUAGUGCCAGGCAAUUUUAAUUCGUUUUGUUUUUACCACGCGUACCGCUCUGCACUUGCCAUGGCAAGCAAUUGCUUUGACGAAUCGUUUAUAUUGUGUUGUUGGGCCGCAGGGUGUUAGAGUAACAGCCUCAUCGCUUUGCGAAGAGUCGGUAACACUUGUUCGGUGAUGAAAGAAUAAAUUCGUUUUACGGGAUUGCGCAUGGCACUUUCUCUGCUAAAUGGUGAGCGCCAAGAACUUUUUUAUUUAAGACAGGGAGUUUUUCAAGUUACCUGGUGAGGAGUAUCGCGUAAGUCAUGGCUUGCAUGCUUGGUUCAGUGCUACGGUUGCAGCACAUCCCACAUCGUUGUGAGCAGCGUGCUAGAUUGUUGUGCAAGUUGAUGCACUGAUCGCUUCAACGAACCUCAGGCCGUAGUCGUACCCGGUAAAUCUGAAAAGUGUGUUUAUCUGAUCGGUG
Molecule: messenger RNA, 1139 nt
Organism: Vavraia culicis subsp. floridensis
Lineage: Eukaryota; Fungi; Microsporidia; Pleistophoridae
Exons: 1
Coding region: 1-594 (197 amino acids)
Molecular function (GO): DNA binding; protein heterodimerization activity
Source: RefSeq, a predicted model, not a curated record